CCGGCUCCAUUUAGUUCCCUCGCCCCGCUCGCGGGCGCGCCCAGUGCAGACUGCGGAGCCCCGAGCCGGGGAGAAUCCGGGAGGAGGUGGAAAGCCGCACCCCGCGCUGCCCGCGCAUUUCCUCAGGAGCCCGGGGUCGCCCGGCAGACGCCGCCGAGAUGCGGGGACCCCGGCUCGGGACCGCCGCACACCUCUUCUGCGUGUGGAGCGCGGCGCUGGCCGCCGCCCCUGGGCCCAGGUUUCUGGUGACAGCCCCUGGCAUUAUCAGGCCGGGAGAAAACGUGACCAUUGGUGUGGAGCUUCUGGAACACAGCCCCUCACAGGUCACUGUGAAGGCAGAGGUGGUCAAGAUGGCAGCGAACUUUGCCGUCUCUGUCCUGGAAGCAGAAGGAGUCUUUGAAAAAGGCUCUUUCAAGAUGCUUAUUCUUCCAUCACUGCCUAUGAACAGUGCGGAUGGGAUUUAUGAGCUCUGUGUCACCGGACGUGCCCAGGAUGAGAUUUUAUUCUCGAAUAGUACGCGCUUAUCAUUUGAGACCAAGAAAAUGACUGUCUUCAUUCAAACAGACAAGCCCCUGUAUAAACCAAAGCAAGAAGUGAAGUUUCGUGUUGUUACACUCUUGUCAGAUUUUAAGCCUUACAAAACCUCUUUAAACAUUCUAAUUAAGGAUCCCAAGUCAAAUUUGAUCCAACAGUGGCUGUCAGAACAAAGUGAUCUUGGAGUCACUUCCAAAACUUUCCAGCUAUCUUCCCAUCCAAUACUUGGGGACUGGUCCAUCCAAGUUCAAGUGAAUGACCAGACAUAUUAUCAGUCAUUUCAGGUUUCAGAAUAUGUAUUACCAAAAUUUGAAGUUGCUUUGCAGACACCAUUAUAUUGUUCUUUAAAUUCUGAGAGUUUAAAUGGUACCGUCACAGCAAAGUAUACAUAUGGGAAGCCAGUGAAAGGAGACCUAACACUUACAUUUUUACCUUUAUCCUUUUGGGGUGUGAAGAAAAAUAUUACAAAAACAUUUAAGAUAAAUGGAUCUGCAAACUUCUCUUUUAAUGAUGAAGAGAUGAAAAAAGUAAUGGAUUUUUCGGAUGGGCUUUCUGAACACACGAAUCUAUCUUCUCCUGGGCCGGUGGAAAUUUUAGCCACAGUGACAGAAUCACUUACAGGUAUCUCAAGAAAUGCAAGCUCCAAUGUAUUUUUCAAGCAACACGAUUACAUCAUUGAAGUUUUUGAUUAUGCUGCUAUCUUAAAGCCAUCUCUCAACUUCACAGCCUCUGUGAAGGUAACCCGUUCUGAUGGUAAUCCACUGACUCCUGAAGAAAGAAGAAAUAAUGUAGUCAUAACGGUGACACAGAGAAACCAUACCAGCUACUGGAGCAGAUGGGACGGUGGCAAUCAGGAACCUGGGGCUGUCCAGAUCCUAAAUCACACUGUCCCCCCAAACGGAAUCUUCAAGAUCGAAUUCCCAAUCCUGGACGAUUGCAGUGAGCUACGAAUGAAGGCCUCUUUUCUUGAUAGUGUGAGUAGCAUGGCAGUUCAUGAUAUGUUUAAGUCUCCUAGUAAAACAUACAUCCAGCUAAAAACAAGAGAUGAAAAUAUAAAGGUGGGAUCACCUUUUGAGUUGGUGGUUAGUGGCAAUAAGCAGUUGAAGGAGUUAAGCUAUAUGGUAGUGUCCAGGGGACAGUUGGUGGCUGUAGGCAAGCACAAUUCAACAGCCUUUUCCUUAACACCAGAAAAUUCCUGGGCUCCAAAAGCCUGUAUUAUUGUGUAUUAUAUUGAAGAUGAUGGGGAAAUUAUAAAUGAUGUUCUAAAAAUUCCUGUUCAGCUUGUUUUUAAAAAUAAGAUACAGUUAUUUUGGAGUAAAGCCAGUGCUGAACCAUCUGAGAAAGUCUCUCUUAGGAUAUCUGUGACACAGCCAGAUUCAAUAGUUGGGAUUGUAGCUGUUGACAAAAGUGUGAAUCUGAUGAAUGUCUCAAACGAUAUUACAAUGGAAAAUGUGGUUCAUGAAUUGGAACUUUAUAACACAGGAUAUUAUUUAGGAAUGUUCAUGAAUUCUUUUGGAGUCUUUCAGGAGUGUGGCCUCUGGGUAUUGACAGAUGCAAACCUUGUGAAGGAUUACGUUGAUGAUGUUUAUGACCGUAUAGCGUUUUUGGAGGAAACUGAAGGAUACUUGGUAGAUUUUCAUGACUUUUCUUCGGGUAGCAGUCCACGUGUCAGAAAGCAUUUUCCAGAGACUUGGAUUUGGCUAGACACCAAAAUGGGUUCCAGGAUUUACCACGAGUUUGAAGUUACUGUACCUGAUUCUAUCACUUCUUGGGUUGCAACUGCUUUUGUGAUCUCUGAGGAUUUAGGUCUUGGACUAACAACUACUCCAGUGGAGCUCCAAGCCUUCCAACCAUUUUUCAUUUUUUUGAAUCUUCCCUACUCUGUUAUCAGAGGUGAAGAAUUUGCUUUGGAAGUGACCAUAUUCAAUUAUUUGAAAGAUGCCACCGAGGUUAAGGUAAUCAUUGAAAAACGUGAUGCAUUUGAUAUUCUACUGGCUUCGAAUGAAGUAAAUGCCACAGGACACCAGCAGACCGUUCUGGUUCCAAGUGAGGAUGGGGCAACUGUUCUUUUCCCGGUGAGGCCAACACAUCUGGGGGAAAUGCCCAUCACGGUCACAGCUGUCUCACCUGCUGCUUCUGAUGCUGUCACCCAGAGGAUUUUAGUGAAGGCUGAAGGAAUAGAAAAGUCAUAUUCACAGUCCAUCUUAUUAGACUUGACUGACAGCAAGCUACAGACUACCCUGAAAACCUUGACUUUCUCCUUUCCUCCUCAUAUAGUGAGUGGUAGUGAGAGAGUUCAGAUCACUGCAAUUGGAGACAUUCUUGGUUCUUCCAUCAGUGGCUUAGCCUCACUAAUUCGGAUGCCUUAUGGCUGUGGUGAACAGAACAUGAUAAAUUUUGCUCCAAAUAUUUAUGUUUUGGAUUAUCUGACUAAAAAGAAACAACUGACAGAGAAUUUAAAAGAAAAAGCCCUUUCUUUUAUGAGGCAAGGUUACCAGAGAGAACUUCUCUAUCAGAGGGAAGAUGGCUCUUUCAGUGCUUUUGGGAAUGAUGACCCUUCUGGGAGCACUUGGUUGUCAGCUUUUGUUUUAAGAUGUUUCCUUGAAGCUGAUCCUUACAUAGAUAUUGAUCAGAAUGUGUUACACAGAACAUAUACUUGGCUCAAAGGACGUCAAAAAUCCAGUGGCGAAUUUUGGGAGCCAGGAAGAGUGAUCCACAGUGAGCUUCAAGGUGGCACUAAAAGUCCAGUAACCCUUACGGCUUAUAUUGUGACUUCUCUCCUGGGAUAUAAAAAGUAUCAGCCUAACAUUGAUGUGCAGGAGUCUGUCAAUUUUUUGGAGUCUGAAUUCGAUAGAGGAAUUUCAGACAAUUACACCCUGGCUCUUGUAACUUAUGCGCUGUCAUCUGUGAGGAGCCCUAAAGCCAAGGAUGCUUUGAAUAUGCUGACUUGGAGAGCAGAACAAGAAGGAGGCAUGCAAUUCUGGGUGUCAUCAGUGUCCAGACUUUCUGAAUCCUGGCAACCAAGGUCCCUGGAUAUUGAAGUUGCGGCCUAUGCCCUGCUCUCACAUUUCCUGCAGCAUCAGAUUUCUGAGGGAAUCCCAAUUAUGAGGUGGCUAAGCAGGCAAAGAAAUAGCUUGGGAGGUUUUGCAUCUACUCAGGACACCAUUGUGGCCUUGAAGGCCCUGUCUGAAUUUGCAGCCCUAAUGAACAUAGAAGAGACAAACAUCCGAGUGACCGUGAUGGGGCCCAGUUCACUGAGUCCUGUAAAGUUUGUGAUUAACACACAGAACCGCUUUCUCCUCCAGACAGCCGAGCUUGAUGUGGUACAGCCAACUGCAGUUAAUAUUUCCGCAAAUGGUUUUGGAUUUGCUAUUUGUCAGCUUAAUGUUAUAUAUAAUGUGAAAGAUUCCAGAUCUUCCAUAGUCCGAAGAUCUAUCCAAGAUCAAGAAGCCUUUGAUUUAGAUGUUGCUGUAAGAGAUAAUAAAGAUGAUAUCAAUCACUUGAAUUUGAAUGUGUGCACAAGGUUUCUGGGCCCAGCUAGAAGCGGUAUGGCCCUUAUGGAAGUUAACCUCCUCAGUGGUUUUACCGUGUCCUCAGAUGCCAUUGCCCUGAGUGAGACCCUGAAAAAAGUGGAACAUGACCAUGGAAAACUCAACCUCUACUUAGACUCUGUAAAUGAAACCCAGUUUUGUGUUGAUAUCCCUGCUGUGAGAAACUUUAGAGUGUCCAAUACACAAGAUGCUUUAGUGUCCAUAGUGGAUUACUAUGAACCAAGGCGGCGAGCGGUGAGAAGCUACAACUCCAGAGCACAGCUGUCCUCCUGUGACCUCUGCGGGGAUGCGCACGCCUGUGGCCCCUGUGACGACACGGCCUCUGCCUCCCUUCCGCACCCUAAUGCCUACCUCCUUUUCUGCUUCACGCUUCUGUUCUGUUUGCAAUGUUGGCUAUGAUUUAUUUUUUAAAGACUCGCGUAACACUUUCAUUUGCACAAGUCACACGUGAUUCUCUUGUUUUCAUAAUCAAAUAUUGCCUCUAUUUUGAAAAUCAGUGUUUUUCUUUUUAUGGGGUGGGGGUGUACAACAGGUCCUUGUAUAUGUAGCUGCACAGAUUUCUUCCCCUGACUUCUGUGUGGAACAAAAAAUGAGAAUUAUUGCAGCUGUAUUCUUUUAUUUCCCUCUCUUAAAAUCUUUUAGGAUUUUUUUGGAGGUAUUGUUCCCUCCAGAAUAAAUGUGUUAUUUUA
Messenger RNA from Hippopotamus amphibius kiboko, 4774 nucleotides. RefSeq names its product CD109 molecule (gene CD109). The transcript is spliced from 33 exons. NCBI's taxonomy places the organism in Eukaryota, Metazoa, Chordata, Mammalia, Artiodactyla, Hippopotamidae. Gene Ontology annotation, molecular function: endopeptidase inhibitor activity. Gene Ontology annotation, cellular component: extracellular region. The record is from RefSeq and is a predicted model, not a curated record. Bases 159 to 4484 code for a protein of 1441 amino acids.